AUGUCUGAAAAAACAAACGCUAAAGCAGCAAACAAUCGAGACAACAAGCUUGCUGCGCCAAAUCAAAGACUGGGGAGUGCCUCAAAUGGACUAACCGAUGAAUAUACUGAACAAAAUUUUUGUGUUAAGGUAAAGAAACCUAAGAAGAACUUUGUGGUGAAGACGGUUUCCGCCUCAAAUUUUAAUUCCUAUGUGGAUAGCUCAGAAAAAUCAGAGACUCAGGUCAAACCAGUGUCUGUUAAGACAGCAGGACUCACUGCUGCAAGUAAUCGAGCUCUUGAGAAAUUACGUGAGAAUCACAAAAGCACGGUAUUGGCUAUCGAAAAAGAGCAUAAUGCUAAGAAGACAGAAAGAAGCACCAAUCUUGUGAUUCGUGGAAACAAACCUGUCAAAGAAAUAUACAAAAAGAAGUUUCUUGAUUUGAAAGCUCAUCACCGAAUACUCACAGAGGAGUACACUACCAUCGAGUCACUUAAAAAAGCAGACAGAGAAUUCUACACCGUGAUUCAACCCACUGAAUUCUAUCGCAGACCCAAUGCCAAAUUCAAAUCCACUCAGUUUAAAACCACAUCUGCCCUUGAUGUUAAUAAAGCAAAGAGGUAUAUGGCUUCUCUUCCAAUGAUUUCUGUUGGUCCCAAUGGAGAGCAGAUUAGGAAAAGUAGCCGAAUCCCUGUGGAUAACAUUACCAAAUUCAAGGGAACCAAAACAAGGGUCAAAGUGAAAAAACCAAUUAAUGAUAAAAGAGUAAUAAAGAAGAGCAAGCCCACUGUAACCAAUGUAGUGGUAAAGAAACAGAACAAUAGAGGUAUCUCAGGCAAAAAGAUGUCUGUUGCUUCUACUGUGAUGCUGCAUAAUCCUAAGGGUGUUGAUGCCUCGCAAAUUGUGACUGAAUGUGAGAAGAUGAAUAAGAAAGUCAACAUCGUGUGUAAGAUGGCGCAAUCCAAUCAGCCUGAGAAUGCAUUCUGCAAGAUGAAUGCCAUCAACAGCUUUGAAUUUGCGUGUAUGCCAAAAAGCCCUGAAAAAAUAGCAGAAGCGUCGUUUUCAGACAUUUUCCUGGUGAACAACAAAGACAACGCAUUUGGAUUUGAGGCACCUGAUGGACGCCUAGUUGUCAAGAUUGUGCCAUUCACUGAGUUCUACACCGAGGAGUCAUUCAUGAAAGAGUGCUAUGCCAUGGAACAGCUCAAAACUAUUCCUGGUAUUUGUAAGCUUCAUUACGCCUGUGUUCUGACUGGGGCGUAUUCACCUGAAUAUGUGACAGCCUGGAAGAAUUUCAAUAAGGAAACUGAGAACACUGAUCCAUCGUCGUACAGUCUGAAUCAGAAAUACGGAUGCCUCUUCAUGGAACAUGCUGGUGUAGAUCUCGAGUCAUUUCACUUCACGAGUGCAUCUGAGGUGCUCCACUUUUUGAUUCAAUUUCUCAAAGUGAUCAAAAAUCUCCAAAUUGAAUUCAAAUUCGAACACAGGGAUCUCCAUUGGGGGAAUAUCAUGCUGAGAAGGGUUGGAAGCAAAGAGGUUCCUGAUGGCGGAAACAUCGCAGUCUCACUCGUAGACUUCUCUCUAUGUAGAUUUGAAAAUAGUGAAAUGCUCCUGUUUUCUGAUCUGUAUCACUCAGACAGUAAUUGGAUAUUCGAAGGCAAUGCAGGUCACGACUACCAGUACGAGGUCUACAGGAAAAUGAUGAAUAACGUGAGUUACUGGCACGAGUAUUCUGAGAAGAACAAUCUGCUUUGGAUCGAAUACGUGAUCAAGAAAUUAAAGGUGAAGACAAGUGGUCUAGGAUGUGAUGCACUGAAUGAGUUGCUUAAGAAUAGUACAAUUCUGGCUGAGCAGAUUGAUAGCGUAAACAGCCUCCUGAUUGCAGUCGAAUUGCAGUGCAAGAUGAAGAGGCUCCUCUAA
Molecule: messenger RNA, 1899 nt
Organism: Enterospora canceri
Lineage: Eukaryota; Fungi; Microsporidia; Enterocytozoonidae
Source: the annotation of a GenBank genome assembly